This is a messenger RNA of Prunus persica (peach), 1916 nucleotides long. Its product is annotated as GTP-binding protein SAR1A. The transcript is spliced from 3 exons. Bases 1005 to 1586 code for a protein of 193 amino acids. Gene Ontology annotation, cellular component: endoplasmic reticulum exit site; COPII vesicle coat. Gene Ontology annotation, biological process: membrane organization; vesicle organization; intracellular protein transport. Gene Ontology annotation, molecular function: GTP binding; GTPase activity. The record is from RefSeq and is a predicted model, not a curated record. NCBI's taxonomy places the organism in Eukaryota, Viridiplantae, Streptophyta, Magnoliopsida, Rosales, Rosaceae.
AGGAAACAAUAUCAAAGUCCCAGACAGAAGAUACACACACAUUUAAAUUUGAAGCUCCCAUCCCCAGUAAUACAGUAUGUCCCAAUAAUAUUGUGCAUUCCCCUUGGGCUUGGCUGACUUGACUUCCACAAGACAAACCAAUUCAUGUAUAAUCAACUCUCAGUGAAGGACUAUGAUUGCCUUCCAGCUGCUAAUUCUCAAAUCACAUCAAGCUCCCUCCACAACCACAGUUGUCCUAUGAAUCCGUUGAUUAGAUGAUAGACAGAUGAAUGAAUUAUUGUUGGAAGAAUGGCGCUACAUGGAGUAAAAAAGUAGUACCAAAAAUGUUUGUUUUCUUUGGGCUUAGCCUGCCGUUUCACCACCAAAAGAAAAAAAGAAACUAGUACCAAGUUCAGAGCGUCCCAAACAAAUUCAUGAAACAAGAAGCAUUUUAUUCAUAUAUUAUAUAAUGGAGGUGUCAAAAACCCAAACGGUGGAGAAUUCCUACUGAAGAAAAGUGGUGAAGUGAAGCCUCAAGAAUUCCUUGUUUGGUUCGCCGGAAGAGGGUGGAAAGAGGGAUGAACCCUCUUCUUAAGUUACGAGUUCGCAACAAGCAAACGGCGUCGUAAGUUGCCAUCAACAAGCAAAACUAAAGAGAACGUGUUAAAAAGAGUUACAGCAAGCAACACACAUUUUAAUAUUGUAAUUAAUUAUUUUGACGAGAGUCCGAGACUUAAGUUACCAGUUACCACAAACUUUACCAGAAAAUUGCGUGCGCUGCUGUCUGCGUCUCUCUCUCCCUCUCUCUCAUAAUUCGCUUGUAAUUUGGAUACUUACUACUUUAUUAUAUUCCUAUAUUUGAGUUAGGGAUCGUACACUCAUGAACUCUCAUCGGAUGCCUUGAACGGCAGGAUCCGAUAAGGCUUCGAUUGUCGUUGAUCCGAGCUCGACCCGAUCCAUUUGGUUCCGAUCCGCGUGAGAAUUAAUUGAUUGAGCAGCACCGGCCAGCCUCUGACUCUCUGAGCAUGUUUCUGUUCGACUGGUUCUACGGUGUGCUGGCCUCCCUGGGUCUCUGGCAGAAAGAGGCCAAGAUCUUGUUCCUUGGCCUCGAUAAUGCCGGCAAGACCACCUUGCUUCACAUGUUGAAAGACGAGAGACUGGUACAGCAUCAGCCUACGCAGUAUCCAACAUCAGAGGAGUUGAGCAUUGGGAAAAUCAAGUUCAAGGCCUUUGAUUUGGGAGGUCAUCAGAUUGCUCGCAGGGUCUGGAGAGAUUACUAUGCAAAGGUAGAUGCUGUGGUGUACCUUGUGGAUGCCUAUGACAAGGAGCGGUUUGCUGAAUCAAAAAAGGAACUUGAUGCACUCCUUUCUGAUGAAGCUCUUGCCAAUGUCCCAUUUCUAAUUUUAGGGAACAAGAUUGACAUACCAUAUGCUGCCUCAGAGGAGGAGUUGCGACACCACCUUGGGCUGACCAACUUCACCACUGGCAAGGGCAAGGUAAACCUAACAGACUCAAAUGUCCGUCCAUUAGAAGUAUUUAUGUGCAGCAUUGUACGAAAAAUGGGGUAUGGUGAUGGUUUCAAAUGGCUCUCUCAAUACAUCAAGUAGGAGUAUGGUCGACAACAUGUACUACAGCCCCUUGAACUACCACAACCUGUGGCACCUUACCUCAAAAUUUUAUUCAGUCUUGUUUUAUUUAGGCCCUUAAAUUGGAUCUUUUAUUGUCUUCGGAUUUGUGUGGAAGGAAAUAUCAAUGCCACGCCUUGUAAAAAAUUUAUUUGUGGCCUCAAUCCUUCUCUUGCAUAUUUCUAUUGUUUUGGAGCAAGGAAGUAGUAGUGCUUGUCAUUACUUUGUCUGGAAUGACUUGUUUCAUCUUCUAAUUGUAGGAAGUGUUUAAGAGAUAAGCAUUCGUGCAGAUAUGUUUAUAAAAAUUCAUUA